Molecule: messenger RNA, 1156 nt
Organism: Tribolium madens (black flour beetle)
Lineage: Eukaryota; Metazoa; Arthropoda; Insecta; Coleoptera; Tenebrionidae
Exons: 4
Coding region: 192-722 (176 amino acids)
Source: RefSeq, a predicted model, not a curated record
UGUUCGUCGAUUGGAUGUGUAGAAAGACGGAAAUGAAUUUAAAACUUUUACGUUAUUCAUAGAGUGAAUAUUUAAUCUGUGCUAACUCAUGGCCAUGGUAGUUGCGUUAUAAGAUUUGGGUUUUUACUUUCACUAUCAACAACCGCUACCUAUUGUAGGAGCGGGGUAACCUGAAAUUGCAAGUUAGCAACAUGGUCACUGCUGGAAAAAUUGUGAUAAGGAUUGUGUUUGUGGUCUGUGUUGUAUUAGUGCUUAUCACCGAUUAUUCGGGACUUAUACACAAAUUAAUCGGCGGAAAUAGAACUGAUGAAACUGGAAAAGUGCCACCAAGACCCAAAAAUCCCGGAUAUGGGGAUCCCAAGACUGAUAUCGAUAUCGACGCAGAUAUCGAAGAUGAUUCCAUCAAACAUUUAGGUACAACGUCCCUAAAAUCGGAACUUUUACAAACAAUAAAGAAUGCGUGUUUGCCGAAACUGAUAUGUGAACUAAAUGCAACGCCACAGAAAGAUAAGCUGACCGAGUCCGAAAAGUCUCUGCUAACUCUUCUUAGGGACACUUCAAUAAGUACAACCGCUGAGUUGACGUCGAAAUAUCAUUUUGCCGCACAUAUGGGUCAACUAAUUGCAGGAGUUGAGGGAAAUGGCUGCCAUAAUUUUUAUCCGACAUGUCCUUUUCCGGGUCUUCAAGUACUCCAAAUGAUGAAAAAAGUCAGGAUGCGGUAGAAGAAUUUUAUCGGAUGACAUUUCGCUUGAUUUCGUUCUACUAAUUGAACUCAGAGCUCGGUCUAUGCCAGCUUUCACAAAAAAUCAUCACAAACAUUUCACUCGACAAAUGAAAACGGAAUUAAUUUAUUUCAUGGGAAGAUCAUCAAUUUAAGGCGUGACAUGUUACCUACCAUCAAAGUUUAUAACUUUGAUGAAACAAUAAAAUGACAAAUAAUAUGUAAUUGAUUAGGUAUAUUAUCCUUGCUCUAGUAAAUCUAGCAUAGAAUAUAUGUAUUUAUAUUGAGAAACUAGUCUACAAARAAUUCAAGUAUUGUUAGUUAGUAUAGGAGGAUAAUUUGUAACCAAAUUGUCUAUUUUACAAAAUGGGCAAUGUGAUAUUAGUGCUGGGCAAAUUGCAAAUAUUUGAAUAAAUUUAAUAUUUUAGGUAUUAA